CAAAGGAGCUGGGAAGUCACAGAGGAAACCGGAUAUUUUGAAUCAUGGCCAUGCUGAAAAAGAGAAAGCAUGAGAGAACUGAGCAGGACUGUGAGUAUUUCCAGUGUUACUCGGAUGUGUCAGUCCAUGAGGAGAUGAUAGCGGAUACAGUUCGCACCAAUGCCUACAAGUUGGCUCUUCUACGCAAUCACUCCUCACUCCAAGGCAAAACAGUGCUGGAUGUGGGAGCUGGCACUGGCAUUCUCAGUGUCUUUAGUGUGCAAGCUGGAGCCAAAGCCGUGUAUGCAGUGGAGGCCAGUAGUAUGUCCCAGCUGGCCUGUCAGGUUGUGAAGUCCAAUGACAUGGAGAACAAGGUGAAGGUGCUGAAUAGUUCAGUGGAAAGUGCUGAGAUCCCUGAACAAGUAGAUGCCAUUGUGAGUGAAUGGAUGGGGUACGCAUUAAUGUAUGAAUCCAUGCUGCCUUCAGUUAUCUAUGCCCGGGACAAGUGGCUGAAACCAGGAGGGCUUAUCCUGCCAUCUUGUGCUGAUCUCUUUAUAGCUCCUGUUAAUGACCUAAUAGUGGAAAGCCGCCUGGACUUCUGGAGUGAGGUUAAAGGCAUGUAUGGGGUUGAUAUGAGCUGCAUGCAGUCCUUUGCCCGGUCUUGUAUCAUGAAUAAGGAGAUGGCUGUCAACUUGGUUUCACCCGAGGAUGUUCUUUCUUUCCCUGUGAGAUUCGCCUCCUUGGAUUUAAAUGUCUGUACGCAGGAGGAGGUACGCAACCUCCAUGGCUCUUUCCAAUUUAGCUGCUUUGGCUCAUCUUUGUUGCAUGGAUUUGCUGUUUGGUUCUCUGUUACAUUUCCAGGAGAAAACAGUGUCACUUUAUCGACAUCUCCCUAUGGGGAGGAAACACAUUGGAAACAAACAUUACUGUACCUGGAUGAAGAGGUGCAAGUAGAACAGGACACUGAGAUAACUGGGGACGUCACCCUGUCACCUUCAGACAUUAACCCACGUCACCUACGGGUGCUUCUAAACUACUCUAUUGGUGGAGGUUUGCGCAGGACAAAGCAAUUUCAAAUGGGAAGUUAAUCAUGAUAUACAGACUAAAUCAGGCCCUAAAGGCAGAUGUCACUGAAAAUGAAAAAGUUAAAACUGCUUUUAUUUUUAGUAUAUUUUUUGUACUGCAGUCACAUUCUGAUUUCAGACAUUUCUAUAACUUUUUACUUAUUUUCAAACAUAAAGUUGUAAAAGUUCCCAUCCAGGGCAAGCACUGUAGCUUUUAUGGUGUCAAACAGUUUCAUGGAAUUAGGCUUUAAAUAAUGAAUGAACAUGAGGUGUUUGUUAAAGAGAACCUGACUCAUUCACACCAAGUGCUGAUGUUACCAGAUGUUAUAAAAAAUAUGCUUUUUCAAAUAAAGAAUAAACA
Molecule: messenger RNA, 1404 nt
Organism: Xenopus tropicalis (tropical clawed frog)
Lineage: Eukaryota; Metazoa; Chordata; Amphibia; Anura; Pipidae
Gene: prmt6
Product: protein arginine methyltransferase 6
Biological process (GO): regulation of gene expression; chromatin remodeling
Cellular component (GO): nucleus
Molecular function (GO): protein-arginine omega-N asymmetric methyltransferase activity; histone H3R2 methyltransferase activity; protein-arginine N-methyltransferase activity
Source: RefSeq, marked provisional